CGCUGGGGACUGUCUAUACAAUCAUGAGUCCACGACAAAAAUUCUUUACGAUCGAUAAGUUUUACAUCUAGGCACGCGAGCGGUUCUUGUACGUAGAUCUGCUUGGCGCACUCGCAAAAGUUUGCACCGAGCGUGUUGCGAUCUUUUAGGUAAAACAGUGCACACUUUAAGAAAUCAGACUACUUGCUAGAGUUGACAGUUUGUUAGUAGAGUUAGAGUAGCAGCUAACUUCGUCAAAAUUGUAUUGUAACCUGUAAGGAACCGGAAGGUGAAGUGCACACUAAAGCAAUUAAUUCCCACACUUCGCGUAUUAUUACCAAAGGUUCCGACGUACUGUGAGUUUUCCCCGCUAAAGAUGGCUUCUCAUGGCGGCUCUUCGGAUAUUGUUUUGUACGAGUUUCACCCGAGUUACUGGAGCCAGAUGGCUCGCUUGGCUUUUGUGGAAAAAGAUGUACCAUUCGCGCGUAAAUCUGUGGAUAUUUUCAAAGCCGAAAAUUAUCAGCCCGACUACGUAAAAAUCAAUCCAGCCUGUGAAGUGCCGGCUAUGCUGGUCAACGGAAAAGUUGUCAAUGGAUCUCAGGCAAUCAUUGACUACCUCGAUGAAAUUAAAGGAGCGAAGCAGGACACGGAAGUUGAAGCACUACGGAAACGUUGCUGCGCGCUCCCGAUUGGUGAGCUCUCCACUGGAUUACUGUGGCAUCCAACGGUAGUCGACCAAGACUUCAAACUGCCAGAUCCUAUCAAAGGAGCAUACCAGCUACUAGGCAAUCGCCCAGCAGUCAUUAAGGAGAUGAUGGAAAAACACCCCGAACUGAAGGAGAAAUAUCAAGAAAAACUAUCCCGCGUAGCUGCCGAUGACCACCUGAAAACAGACAAAGCGGCAGUGGAAGCGCAUUUCAAAACCAUUGAAAACUUUUUGGAUGAUCUUGACGCUCAGCUUGGAAAAAACGCCGCCCGUGGACAAUGGCUUUUUGGCAAUUCCUUCACAAAUGCGGAUAUUGUGGUUGCGGUGCUGCUUGGGCGAUUGGAAUUGCAGGGCACCGCCGAUCGACUGUUUAAUGCGACAAAAAGACCGAACUUAGCCCGAUAUUACUUGGCUUUGAAGGCAAGACCGUCGUUUCAAAAGGAAUGUGUCCCGUUCAUACCUUAGGAACGGCAUUGUGAACUAGCUGGAAAUGGAAGUAGCCGGUAACGCCAACUGCCGGGUGUUUUGCACUGUAGUACAACCGUUGUCGAAUUUCCUACUACCAUUCAGCCAGCCAGCAAUCGGGAUACUUUAUACAACUGAGAUGUUAUUUAUUACGAUAGCUACUCUACUAUUUUGCUUUGUUAUUCCUGUUAUUGGAAGCAGCAGCGUUAAUGAUCGAGCAAAAACAAAUUUUUGAAUCCGUAGAUGUACAGAUAUCUGCUACGUGCAGGCUACAGCUUGUAAUUUUAACACUUACUGCACAAGUACGGUAUUAUGUAUUUCGCAAAGUGAAUUUGUUCUUCUAGUUUUGAAAUACCCUAGCAGGUGAGGACUGACAUUUAAUUCACCAG
This is a messenger RNA of Paramacrobiotus metropolitanus, 1539 nucleotides long. RefSeq names its product ganglioside-induced differentiation-associated protein 1-like. The coding region runs from base 356 to 1150 and encodes 264 amino acids. Gene Ontology annotation, biological process: mitochondrial fission; mitochondrial fusion. The transcript has 7 exons. Lineage: Eukaryota; Metazoa; Tardigrada; Eutardigrada; Parachela; Macrobiotidae. The record is from RefSeq and is a predicted model, not a curated record. Gene Ontology annotation, cellular component: mitochondrial outer membrane.